Molecule: messenger RNA, 2274 nt
Organism: Vitrella brassicaformis
Lineage: Eukaryota; Vitrellaceae
Source: the annotation of a GenBank genome assembly
GUUUUGAAUUCUAUCUCACGGGCCCCGACACGACGACCACCGUGUGAGCCACACAACGACAGAGAGAGAGACAGACACAUGACUGACUUAAGAGGAAGGAGAGACGGAUAGAGGGCUGACUUGAUGGAUGGAUGGAUGCAGUAAUUGCAAUAAAAUGAUAACCUGACUUGAUCGUCUUUCCAAUCGCAUCCAGUCUUACUUGUGGCGUCAUUCAACGUGCAUAGCGGAUGGAGGCCAGAUUGCCGUAAUUCAGCUGAGCUGGGAAAAUGAAUGACCGUCGAAAACGGACCGUCUCGCACACCCAGUCGUUCCUCUCUUCUUCUCUCUUGCUGCCUUUAUGUACACAUACAUGGGGAACGUCAUGGGGAAGCCGGCUGUCUUAUUUGGUGCUCUUUCUCGCUCUUUGCUCGUCAAUGACUCGGCCGCAGCUGCGGUGAAGUCUAAUUGUGUUGGUGAUGCCAAAAAGGGUCCGGCUCGCCUGACGAUCGCUACAAUGCAGUACUUGGCUAAGACCGAUAGACUGCGAGUUAAAACAAACAUUGACACGGCCAGUAACAACAUGCAUCGACACAGACGUACUGACGCCCAGUCGUCUCGCACCACAUGAGAGAGGGUCGCUCCCUCCCCGACUCCCCACCCCUCCACCCCCCAUGCACAAGACACCGAUCCAUGCAGGCCCGUGUAUUCUGCGUGCGUCGCACUUUCUGUACAUCUACAGAACAGAAACCACGAAUCAAUGCGCAGAUGCAUCGAUUCAGUCACGCUUGACUGGCAUGAUGGCGGCCCAUGCGUAUGAGAUGGCUGCGGGAUUGUAGACCAGGCCCAAUCCUGAGCGGACACGCAGAGACGCACCCACACAAACACACAUAGGCACACGGAGCCUCUCUGUCUGUCUGUCUGUCUGUCUGCGAAUGGGUGGUGUAUUACCCCUUUUCUCAGCGAGCUCUACAGCCAUCAGGUCUACACACACAACACACGCACACACACACACAAUGCGACAUUGUCAGACACGGUCAGACACACAGACAGAUGGUGUUCUUACAAAAUGAUGCCACGCCGCCUUUCCAAUCCGGCAGAUCUUCACGUAAGAACAGCUCCGCUUUUUCCCUGCUGAAACCAGCAGAAGACAGCCUGCAGCAAGCAAGCACAGAAGCCACGAGGCACACACACAUAACUAGACGCACUCUCUCGCACGCACGCAAUUCAUUGGCAGUCACGUAGGCUGCAUCCCACCUUUCUGUCAGCAAUCCUUUCUUCAUGCGAUUCUCGCCGUCAAGUAGUACCAUAAACAUGUUCUCCCCGUCAGUCACCCACUGACGGAGCUCAUCAUCGGACGGCGGUGGGCCUUUCUUCCCAGCCAUCUGGCCCUGCCACACGGACAAACAAACUGGUUGAGAGAGGUCAGUAUGCGCGCCGUUGCCUCCCUUUUCCCACUCACUGCUGCCGUCAUGAUCGCAUCGAACCACCCGUCUUUGCCCAACGCUGGGAUGGCGUGAGUGAUCAUGGUGAGGGGAUGAAGCACCACCCGGUCAGCGGCGAGCAGACGUCUUUCUCUGGGCUUGCAGGUGAUGCCAUUGCCCCUGUUGGUGAAGCUGCUCGUGCACGGGUGAUGACGGAUGAGGAACGACAAUGCUCUUGUAGUGGUUGUGCCAGUCAGGGAAGCAGAUGACGCCGCUGUCGCCAGGCAGAUGGCAACGACCGCAUACAUCAUCCAAAGACGGAAAAGGGAUCUAGGCGGGUGAGAACGGCUGAGCUUUCCAUCCCGCUCACGCAGCUGCGCCUCGGCAGCUGUCUUGGAACUUCGUUGCUGCGCCAGUUCCGCCUUUAACGCCUCGACAUCGGCUCGUGCGGUCCCCACGCGCUCCUCACUCUCUGCCAGUGCCGUGUCACCCUCCACCAGCUGCGCCUCAGGCGCAUCUAUCUUGGACCCCAUCGCCGCGUUGCUGUCCUGCAGCUGCCUGAUGGUAGCUGUCUGCUGCUCAUCGCGCCAGGCCGCUUGCUGCCUCUCGAGAGCCAGCCGCUUCUCGAGAUCUGCAUGAGCAAGCCGCUCCUGCUGCUGCCUAAUCUGUCGCUCUGUUUCGAUGAGCUGGUCGGCGGUUUCCUCGUGCGUCUGCACCCGGGGAGAUGAUGGGUCUGACAUCCGCUCGUCCCUGGCAAGGACAAUCAGCCUGUGGUCGCCUGUGUGUCGAGAUUGCAGCAGAUCUGAGUACCGACGACGUCGUGAGCCCACGCUUGGCGUCCUGACGGCCUCAAAACCCUGCAAAGCUGGAGAUC